CAACAAUUAUUGAGUGAACUCGCGGAAUCAGACAUCUUGGGUGGUUCCGGUUGUUUCUUCGCCCCAAAAACCAUCGACAAAUCUCAAACGGCUGAGCACUUGUCGCAAACUACAGUACAUUUACUAUACCAGAUCAGUCUAUUUUGGGUUGCCUUGUUCCUUCACCGACGUCAUCCUAACUGCUGCAAUGGCCUCCUCCAGCACCGACAAGGGCGCAGGGCCGCUCAAGACUCCCAUUGCCGCUCCUCUCAGCACAUGCACGGUCCCGGAGCAGACACCCCUGACGGCUGAGCAGGAGACCAAAUACAGCUGGCUGCUGGAACAGAUCAAGGAGUGGAAGGAUGUGCCCUCGCAGAAGGACAAGGAGUAUGCCGGGCCGCUCACCGACAGCGAGCGCAUGUGGCUGACGCGGGAGUGCCUGCUGCGCUACCUGCGCGCGACCAAGUGGCACGAGAAGGAGUCGGAGAAGCGCAUCCGCGACACCCUCGCCUGGCGCCGCGAGUUCGGCGUCGAGCGCCUCAGCUUUGACCACAUCUCGCCCGAGCAGGAGACGGGCAAGCAGGUGAUCCUGGGCUACGACAACGAGGGCCGCGCCUGCCACUACCUCAACCCGGGCCGCCAGAACACGGAGCCCUCUCACCGCCAGGUCGAGCACCUCGUCUUCAUGCUCGAGCGCGUCAUCGAGCUCAUGCCGGCCCAGCGCGACAAGCUGGUGCUGCUCAUCAACUUCAAGACGAGCAAGAGCCGCUCCAACACGGCCCCGGGCAUCGGCCAGGGCCGCGAGGUCCUCCACAUCCUCCAGACCCACUAUCCCGAGAGGCUGGGCCGUGCCCUGAUCGUGAACGUGCCCUGGGUUGUUUGGGGCUUUUUCAAGCUCAUCACGCCCUUCAUUGACCCCUUGACCCGUGAGAAGCUCAAGUUCAACGAGGAUAUGCGCCAGUAUGUCCCCGCCGACCACCUGUGGGCCGAGUUCAACGGGGCCCUGGAGUUUGACUACGACCAUGCCACGUACUGGCCUGCCCUGCAGAAGAUGUGCGAGGAGCGCCGCGCCGAGAGGGAGCGCAGGUGGGGCGCGGGUGGGAAGCAGAUCGGCGAGCUUGAGGACUACCUCAGUGGGCACGUUGCCCAGGGCGUCGCGCCGGCCGGCUCCGCUGCCGCCGAUGCCCCUGCCCCUGCCCCUGUUGCCGCUGAUGUAGUGGUGGCAGCCCCGGCCUUGUCCUCUAAGCCGGCAGGAGACCUAAUGGACGAGAAGAAGGCCGGCGAGGACCAGGUCGAGGAUCUGCAGGUGGGCGAGCUGAAGGUCAUCUGAGAAGUGAUGACAAUCCCCGUGAGCCUCAUUCACAGGAAGCCACAAGCGCAAACGGGAGCCAGGCCGAGACCACAGUACCAUAUACCUUAAUAAGCGACGACUGCAUCGGAAUCAUUCUAAUGAGGGGCCAGGGACAUUGAUAGAUAGACUGUUUCUAGACGUUUGGCAUGUUUCAAAUUCGAAUACAGUACUUUUGCGAUAUAGAAGCCUCUUUAAAAUGUAGCUACAAAGAUGUGAUCAAUCCAG
Molecule: messenger RNA, 1555 nt
Organism: Gaeumannomyces tritici R3-111a-1
Lineage: Eukaryota; Fungi; Ascomycota; Sordariomycetes; Magnaporthales; Magnaporthaceae
Product: CRAL/TRIO domain-containing protein
Exons: 2
Coding region: 188-1309 (373 amino acids)
Molecular function (GO): phosphatidylinositol transfer activity
Source: RefSeq, a predicted model, not a curated record